GAAUUCCAGGGCCUAUGAACCCGGAAGCGCCGCGCGGGACUGGGCGAUGGCGAGGCCGAAAGGCGGCGGCGGCGGCGGCGGCGGCGGCGGGGUGGAGCUGGUGCAGCUGAACGUGGGCGGCAGAAGGUUCAGCACUUCCCGCCAGACGCUUACCUGGGCCCCGGACUCCUUCUUUUCCAGCCUCCUCAGUGGCCGGAUCUCCACCUUGAAGGAUGAAACAGGCGCUAUCUUCAUUGACCGUGACCCUGACAUCUUUGCUCCCAUCCUGAACUUUCUGCGGACCAAAGAGCUUGAUCUCAGGGGGACCAAUGUUUCGGUGCUGCUGCAUGAAGCAGAAUUCUAUGGGAUCGCUCCACUAGUUCACCGCCUGAAGUUAUGCAACGAGCUUGAGCAGUCAUCUUGUGGGAGCGUCCUUUUCAGUGGCUACCUGCCACCCCCAGUGUUUCCUGCCAAACGGUGGAACCGUCACAGUGUUGCAGGGCCACAGCUGGCCAUCCGAUCAGGGAGACUGUUGGAGCAGACACUUGUGCGGCGGAGUAAUACCAUGCCCCCCAACCCUGGCAGCUCCGGACUGCUGGGUCGGCUGCCUGAAGAGAGAGAGACAAGUGCCAGCGCUUCCAGUGACCCAGGCAUGGUGCGUCUUGUGUGCGGGCAUCAUAACUGGAUCGCCGUAGCCUAUGCUCAGUUCUUGGUCUGUUACAGGAUGAAAGAGACAUCCGGGUGGGAGCUGGCAUUCUGCAGCCCCCUGCUAGACUGGGUCAUUGAACAUGUGGCACUGAAUGCCCGGGUCAUCGGUGGCUCCCUGGGUGACAAUGACAAGAUGGUGGCUGCAGCAUCCUGUAGUGAGGUUCUCCUUUGGGCACUGCAGCCUGAUGGGAGCGGUGUGGAGAUUGGUGUGUUCCACUUGGGGGUCCCUGUGGAAGGUCUCCUGUUCGUGGGCAACCAGCUCAUUGCUACCAGCCGCUUAGGCAAGAUAGGUGUCUGGAACGCCGUCACCAAGCACUGGCAGACUCAGGAUGUGAGCCCGAUAAACAGCUAUGAUGCGGCUGGGUCCUCCUUGCUGCUGGGCUGCAGCGACGGCGCUGUCUGCUACGUUGACGUGCAGAAGUUUCCCUUGCGCAUGAAGGACAAUGACCUGCUGGUCACAGAGCUGUACCGUGACCCCUCUGAGGAGGCCAUCACUGCCCUGAGCGUCUAUCUCCCGCCAAAGAGCAGUAACAGCAGCAACUGGAUCGAGAUUGCCUACGGGACGAGUUCCGGCAUGGUCCGGGUGAUCGUCCAGCACCCGGAGACGGUGGGCUCGGGGCCGCAGCUCUUUCAGACGUUUGCCGUCCACCGCAGCCCAAUCACGAAGGUGAUGCUUUCAGAGAAGCACCUGAUCUCAGUUCCAGCGGACAACAACCAUAUUCGCGAUCGCGGACGGUAAUAUUUCCGUGGGAUGAUCUCCACAUAUCGUUGCUCUAAUCCACUCGCCUCCUUCAAGAUCUUGGCACUGGAGUCUGGGGAGGGGCACGGAGGCUGCAGUGCUGGCAUGGAUAUAGGCCCUUUUGGGGAGCGGGAUGACCAGCAGGUCUUCCUCCAGAAAGUGGUGCCCGACACCAGAAAGCUGCACGUGCGCCUCUCCUCCACGGGCAAGAGGAUCUGCAAAGUCUGUUCCAUCGACGGGGCGCCCAUCACGGCCUUCAUGGUGCAGGAUUGCGAGGGUUCCAGCCGCAUCGGCUCUCGCCCACGCCGCUAUCUCUUCACUGGCCACUGCAAUGGCAGUGUCCAAAUGUGGGACCUCACCACAGCCAUAGAGGGGCUGGAGCGAGUGCCAGCUGCUGGUGGGGUCUCAGAGGAGACGCUCCUGCAAGAACUGGGCCACUGCGACUUGGCACUCAUUCACAUGCCAGAGACAAACCCGGCUAGAUCGGACACCCCCAUGGGCACCACCUGCGCCACCAGUUCCAGCAGCCUCCAGCUGGCAGGUGCUGGUGGGACCCAAGAGAAGGUGGCUCUGUGUUCCCCAGCCCUUCCCUGCCUCUCCAACAGAGGCCAUUCCGGCCCUGAAGCCCACCGUCAGCCAGGGGGUGUGGACAGGUGGCCUGUUGGUGGGAGCUUUGUUGAGCGAUCCCAGGAGCUUGGCUGCUCCUCUGAGGGCUGCUGGGCCAGUUGUGCCAGGACCAGGCCUCGUGAGGACUCCACGGACUCCGGAGACCAGAGACCAGCCAGCAGUGGUCCUGCCUCAAUGGAGCCUGCCUGCCCACUUAGUGAAACCUCCUUCUGACUGGCUGAAGGGGCCUCUGCGGCCAGAUGGGCCAGGCUCCCUUAGCAGAUCUCAGCUGCCCCCCGGGCUUCUCCCCCUGUGCUGGAGAGGCAGGCUGAGGAGCCUGUUUAUAUUCCCUGCCCGCACAAAGACCACCUACCACUCCUACCACUGCCUCCACGGUGUCACCUCGCGUGGACCUUCUCCACCUCACACCUCCUUCCACUUACAAACCACUCGGGUUUGGGGCCCCAGCGUGCUGUGCCCAGUUCUUCUGGGGGAAGGAUUUUGCAUAAGUUUCCCCACCGGGGAGAUCCCUGCUGCUCUCUCCAAAAAGCCAAAGCUGUCUGAGAUUGAGACUGAUGCACUGUUACUGUCCUCCUUUUUGUGGCAAUAAACUGGAAGGGUUACCCACC
Molecule: messenger RNA, 2661 nt
Organism: Sphaerodactylus townsendi
Lineage: Eukaryota; Metazoa; Chordata; Lepidosauria; Squamata; Sphaerodactylidae
Gene: SHKBP1
Product: SH3KBP1 binding protein 1
Biological process (GO): protein homooligomerization
Molecular function (GO): protein binding
Source: RefSeq, a predicted model, not a curated record